Dioszegia hungarica is the source of this 873-nucleotide messenger RNA. RefSeq names its product CAP domain-containing protein. Lineage: Eukaryota; Fungi; Basidiomycota; Tremellomycetes; Tremellales; Bulleribasidiaceae. Bases 1 to 873 code for a protein of 290 amino acids. The transcript is spliced from 6 exons. The record is from RefSeq and is a predicted model, not a curated record.
AUGCUCAAAAAUUUGGUCCAGUCCUGGCUUGCCUUGGGGAUUAUAGCGGAGAUGGUAUUAUCCGCUCCAGCGGGCCCAACAGGUAGACCACAAGGCGCCCCAAUCCUUAUCCAGAGUGGCAACAACAGAACGAGGCACUUUGCCCUCGGAGGCGCGCUCAUAUCCUUCGAUCCUGCGGGCAACGCCACAUCUUCGAGCGAAGUUAGCAGCACCACGCCAGCUCAAUCAUCGUCGACGAGACCGAACGGAGCUGAACUGAUCGCUGUUGAGGUCUCGGAAGUGGUAGACGGCAGUAUACUGGUGCAGUACUACCAAGAGAAGAACAGUCGCGCUCCAUCUACGGCUUACCAGACACCGCCUCCCGCGCCACCGGCUGCUCAACCCUCGCUGACUCAUGCUCUACCUCCGACGGACGAGGCUGGGAAGUGGGUGGAUCUGCAUAACCGAGCGAGGGAGCUGUUCGGGGCGGGCAAGCUAGAGUGGCGGGAUGACCUGGUAGCGAGGGCCAAAGCUAACGCGGAUUUGUGCACGGGCGAUCAUUCAAACGCUGGAGAGAACAUAGCAGCGCAGAGUGGGAGCUUGACACCUGAGUUGACUGUCGAGUGGUGGAUGGCAGAAGAGGUGUUCUACGACUGGUCAACGCCUGGGUUUGAGGAUAAGACUGGUCAUUUCACUCAGGCGGUGUGGAAGAACUCGAGAUUUGUCGGAUGCUAUACCACGAAGUGCAAUCCUGGAACAGUCUUUGAGGCAUCGUAUGGGGUCAGCUAUCAGUCGACGUGUGAAUAUGACCCAGUCGGGAACUAUGUCAAUCCAGGGGAGUUCGCCAAGAACGUCGGGAAGAGGGAGUCUGGCAUUGCGCCGUGGCGACCAUGA